AUGAAAUAAUCACUCUUUGCUCAGCGUAUGAAGUUAAAAAAGGAGAUCCCAUAAUCAGAUGAACAACUCUCCUUCCCUUAAACAUUCAAAGUUGAUCUCCCACCUCAACCCAAUCGUGCCUAGUUUCACGGCUUAAGUGAAAAAGAAUAUUAAUAAAUCGAAGAAGAAAAUCUUAAGGCAAUCAAAGAAAUGAAUCAAGAAUAAGUCUUGGAAUUACAAAAAUAAAUUAGAGAAUCCUUGGGAGAUAAUUUAUGCAAAAUGUUUGAAUCAGGUGACAUAUACCAAAUUAAACAAUAAAAACAAAUGCAACUAGAAAUUAACUAAAAUAUUACCAAAAAUACAGAAGUUUUUAGCAAACUUAUUGAUGAAGACUAAAUCACAAUAUCCGAAAUUCAAGAACUUAUCAAAUCCCCAGAAAUGAGUAGUGUCAAAGUAGCACUCCAAAAAAUUGAUAAAGUUAUUAAACCUUAAAAUGUACUCCAAUUGGAAUCCAUCAAUCUCAGCGAUUACCUCAUCUCAGUUGGAAAAUCAACUAAUAUUUCAGUAUCCCUAUUUUCAUUUGAUUUGCUUUAUUCAUAUUGGAAUAAGAUAGUUCCCAAUUGUUGGAACCCAAUCUACAAUCUCAAAGAAACCAAAGAAGUUGAAGAUCUCUACGUUGACUUGCCUUAGAUGGUUAAUUAAUUAUAGCACCACAUUCCUUAUUCAAAAGCCUUAGACCUCCUCAGAAUAAGGAAUAUUCUAUCCCAAUCCAAUUCUAAAUACAUAAUCGAGCAUUAAUCAAUUGUAAACAUAGAUUGCAAACUCAAAUCCAUCAUUUUGCUUUAAUAAUUUCAAGAAUUGCAACAAAUUAAUUUCAUUUCCUAAGAGUUUUCAGAUUUUCUACUCUCAAUCAUAUUCUAUUAUUUCCAUCAUCUACUUGAUUCAUAAUGUAAUAUAAUCAUUAGCGAAUUAUCAAAAGUUCAGAACUCAAACUUAAAAUUGGCCAUAUUCUAUCUCUAUCAAUCAAGAUUUAGUUGCAAAUUAAUACACGAACCACUAAUAUUGGAUAUCAAGAAACCUGAAAUCAAUUAAGAUAUCCAAAUUUAUGAAAUAGUCCCAUUUUAAUCUGUCAUUGCAACACUAUUCGACUCAUUUAAUUUGGCUAUUUUUUCUGGUCAGGAUAUUGUAAUCUGCCUGAAAUAAAUUGUUUCAUUGAUUUUUGAUAUCAGGUAUUUGGCAAAAUAGAUUAUUUCAAGAAAAUAAAGAAAAGUUCAUAAAUGGAGAUUAUUGAAUAUUUUAAGAAGCAUCUUUUAAGAACAAUUUAAAAAUGAAGCAAAUAAAAGGACAUCAAUAAAAGAAAAUAACGAAAAGUAUUAACUUUUAGAAUUGAUCAGAUAGCAACUUAAGAUCGAAUUUCAUUUAAAAGAUGAAAAAGAAUUAGUCUUUGAGGCCAGUUUAUAUACAGGUCUUUCCUAAUUUUUAAGCUAGCAUGAAUAUCAAUUAGAAGUUGUUUAAUAAUAUAUUGAUUGCUUUCAUGAUAUUGAUUUUGAAAUAAAAUCUGAAUUUGUGCUAUUAAAACUAUACAAAUUAUUAAUAUCGAAUAAUGAAUUACCAACUGGAUUAAUAAACAUAUACAAAUAUUUAUUGGAUAAAAUAAAUAUCAAAGAAUUAGGUGUCCUACUAAAUAAGAAUGUCUCUUAUUUUGAAAAAUUACUCUAAAAGUGUUAAUAUGAUUCGUAUUAUAAUUAAACACACGUGAAUAUCCUAUUUUUGUUUAUUAGUCCUCAUUUUAAUCCAGAUUUUCACAACUUAUUAUUUUAAGAAUUCCAAUGCACACCAAUAUUGCAAUAUCUGUCAUCAGAUAUAUAUCUGAAACAUCUAAAUUACUUUACCGUAAAGCCAAAUAAAGGAUUAGAGAUCUAUAGAUAAAAUGUAUUAGACAUAAGCAGCGAAAAUGAAUUUAUAUAAAAAUGGAAGGCAGAAAUAAGUUAAUGGUGA
This is a messenger RNA of Paramecium octaurelia, 1977 nucleotides long. The record is from the annotation of a GenBank genome assembly. Lineage: Eukaryota; Ciliophora; Oligohymenophorea; Peniculida; Parameciidae.